Molecule: messenger RNA, 2507 nt
Organism: Paramormyrops kingsleyae
Lineage: Eukaryota; Metazoa; Chordata; Actinopteri; Osteoglossiformes; Mormyridae
Gene: pex19
Product: peroxisomal biogenesis factor 19
Biological process (GO): protein import into peroxisome membrane
Cellular component (GO): peroxisomal membrane; peroxisome
Source: RefSeq, a predicted model, not a curated record
AAUUUCUAAAAAAAAAGAAGAGAAAGUCGCGCUUGGUUACGUUAAUAUACUGCGCAGCUGUCAAUCAGGAUGGAAGACAAAAUGGCCUCAGCAUCUUCUGAACCUCCAGAAAGUCAAGAUCCCGAACUGGACGAGUUAUUGGACAGCGCCCUUGAUGACUUUGAGAAGACGAAAUCUGCUCCUGCAGCCCACGACGCUGGGGCUGCUGCUGCCGCCGCCUCAAAUCCAGGCAGCGGGAACCAGGAGCAACCCCCUCUGCUGCUAGAGGACAGCCAGUUCUUCGAGUCGCUGUUCGACGGCGAGAUGGCGAACCAGGCGCGGGAGGAGUGGGAGCGGGCCAUGACGGAGCUGGCCCAGGAGGAACCCGAGCUGCUGGGGCAGUUCCACAAGCUGUCCGAGGCUGCUGGCAAAGUGGGAACAGAUCUGGCUUCCCAGCAAGAGUUCACGUCCUGUUUGAAGGAUACGCUGACAGGACUGGCGAAAAACACAGACAGCUUGCAGAAUGCAGGAUUGGCCGGUGAGGAACUGGCAAAGACCCUGCAGGGACUGGGACUGGAUGAGAAUGGGGAAGGGGGGGCGGAGGAUGGGAACAUUCUGCCCAUUAUGCAGUCAAUCAUGCAGAACCUGCUGUCAAAGGAGGUUCUGUAUCCAUCCCUGAAAGAGAUCACAGAGAAGUACCCUGAGUGGCUGAGCAGCAAUCGCCAGUCCCUCCCCCCUGACCAGUACCAGCGCUAUGAGCAGCAGCACAAGAUCAUGGGCCAGAUUUGCAGUCACUUUGAGAAGCAAGGAGAAAGGGGCCAAGGCGGGGGCGAGGGGGACAGCAGCUUUGAGGAGAUCUUGGAGCUCAUGCAGCAGCUGCAGGAUCUGGGUCAUCCUCCAAAAGAGCUGGCAGGGGAAGUGCCUCCUGGCAUGAACUUUGACCCGGACUCUCUGAAUGUUCCGGCUCCCCCAGGAGGGGGGACAGAAGAACAGUGCUCUGUCAUGUAAAGCCCAAGGCUGCUGGUGACAUGAUCUGACGAACUGGGAGACGCAAAGAGGCGACAUCUACCAGUGACGGCUGACUGGUGUCUGAAGAAAAACCAGAAGACAGGAAGUUCCUCACCUUUCCGCAACUACUCCUGUGUAUUAAAAACAAAAUCAAGUGGUGCAUGUACUCAUACCAAUUUCUUAGGUCUUCCCUCCUACUACACUUAGAAAUUUGUCUUCAGUUGGAUUUGCUAAGCACCUUUCUUAACCCUUCGAGGUCUGCUGACCAGUAAUCUGCCAGUUGCUCAUUUCUGGAGCCCAUGAGUACAUCUUGUCACUGGAGUCACUGGAGUUUUCUGGCAACACAAGAACAUCAGUCAAGCUGUUUGCCCAUUGAGCAGGGAUUUGAUAGUUUAGGGAUUUGAAAGCAAGUUACUUAGAAUCUAAGCUUGAAUUUUACAUUCAUGUGCUAGAUUUGAGACCAUUAACAAGCAGUAAUAUUAGUACAUCCUUUUAUAUUUAUAAUUUCUGACUUGAUUACAGUGGCCAAGCUAUUGUCUGGCUGGUAUUCUCAAUACAGGAAAUGACUGUGAAUUCAGCUAAUAUAUCCCAAAUGAUUUUGUGGUGAAACACUAAUCCCUCGGGAACAUCUUUAGUGAUGGGUUGCAGUUUCUGGCUGCCUGAAUUACUCAUCUACUGUACAAAAUUCUUUCAGUUUUGCCUCUGUAUGACUGCUAUUAUACAGAAGCACAGAUCCUUGCAGACAAUUUAUGUAUGUUUGAUGCCUUGUAAAACAGACAUUUGUUAUUGAAUAUUCUCUGUAGUUUUUGCAGUAACUGAAAAGUGGAAAAACAAGUCCCAGACACAGAUUCAGUGGUAGUGACGGCUGAAUUGCAGUAUGAAUUUAUAAACUAACCCUUCACUGUGGCUGUCACAUUUGAGUGCCUCUGUGUUUCCUAUCAAUACCCAGGGCUGUCCUGCUUACUCCUGGAUUACGAAGAGUCUUGCUUCAUGCUAAUUCAUCUACCCCUUUCAAUCCUUUAAGGGUGAAAGAGAUUCCUUGUGCUUGCAUUAAUUCCUCUCAUGAGAGGCCCUGGUCAAAGGAGGAGGGAAGGGUUCAAGGAAUUGUUGGAGCGUGGCUGCAGGAUUCUGUCCUGAAUUCUGCAUCUUGCUGUUUUUUUAAGAUUUGAGGCUGUCAUUGCACCACUGAUAUGGUUCCUAAAUACUGAUGGCACAUCUCUGCUCAUUUUUGCAUGAUUGACUGCUAACUGAUUAUGCCCUUUGUGAUAUAUGCUCAGGGUAUUAAUAAUCAAUCAUAAGGCAGUGUUUGGGCUAAAAAAAGGAGGAUGAGGAAUGCCUGUAUUAUAUGGCUGAUUAUGAGUUGGAACGCAGUGAUUACAAAGUCCAGUGUAAGAGUAAUAACCUUUUCUUAAAUUCUAAUACGUUAACAGUGAUCCUUUAUAGGACUUUACUUUUGUUCCAGUCUGGGAUACUGUUCAUAUUAAAUAUCUGAAAAUACUGAAUAAAACCGGUUUACACCA